Messenger RNA from Microthlaspi erraticum, 561 nucleotides. NCBI's taxonomy places the organism in Eukaryota, Viridiplantae, Streptophyta, Magnoliopsida, Brassicales, Brassicaceae. The record is from the annotation of a GenBank genome assembly.
AUGAGUAAUCUAAUAUUACUCAGUGAGUCUAGGACCUCUAUACAAGGGGGAUUCCCUAAACUCCAAACACAAACGCCGCGGGAUAAGAGCCCCGCCUCACCUGCAUUGAGGUUAGUACACAACCUGCAUAACAUAUGCAAUCACAACAAUAAUGAUGCUAUAGCCUUAAGACUAACCGUACCCCAAUCAAACAAGAACAGGCGCCUAGGUGCAUUAGCCACAUUCUCUGCCCACGCCUGUGAAGGUUCACGCUCAUCCGGAAUCACACAGAAACUAGAUGAACGCCUUCACCCGGGCACUACAGUCCAUCGCGGUACCCGGUUCAUCCUUCCAUCUAUUGGCCUUACUGGCGCACCAUGCCAAUGUCUGGUUGGAUCCCAUAUCGUCAUAUGGUACCAUACUCGGCCAAGGCAGCUGACCAGGUUAUCCUCCGAGUCUUCCUCCCUUCAUGCACAGCCUCCUCGCUGCCAAUCCGGUUGGGCUCUGACGUGCGAGAAUGCGCUUGACUACACCUUCCUAGACAACAUGUGGUUAGACACGCCACAUGUUCUCAGUACUUAG